Trypanosoma cruzi is the source of this 1014-nucleotide messenger RNA. RefSeq lists its product as uncharacterized. Gene Ontology annotation, molecular function: SNARE binding; SNAP receptor activity. Gene Ontology annotation, cellular component: ER to Golgi transport vesicle membrane; Golgi apparatus; SNARE complex. The transcript has a single exon. The record is from RefSeq and is a predicted model, not a curated record. Gene Ontology annotation, biological process: vesicle fusion. NCBI's taxonomy places the organism in Eukaryota, Euglenozoa, Kinetoplastea, Trypanosomatida, Trypanosomatidae. Bases 1 to 1014 code for a protein of 337 amino acids.
AUGAUUGGGGCCGCGAGAGAAGGAAGCGACCCGCCCCCGCCGCUUCCGCCGAGGCGGGCCACGACGUCGCGAACCGCGGGGCCGCGCAUCUCCCCAGCGCGUGCGGGCUGCCAAACCAUUCGGGAACACACGAGCAGGGGCGAGCGCGCGUGCAUAUAUAUAUAUGUGUGUGUGUUGCCUCAUUUUUGUAAACGCACUUGUUGCCCACGCCGUUUUUGUUUUUGUUUCUCGUUGCUGUUGUUAUUGUUAUCUUACUCAUUUGUUUUUGUUUUCGUCUUUUUAUUGGAGUGGAACUAUUUACGUGUUUUUUUGCAUAAGGAAUCCAUAUAUUUAUUUAGAUCCAGCAUGUCGGAUGUUGCUAUGUAUGAUGAGGAGCUGAAGGGGCUUGAAGAACAAAUAAGCUCACUUCUUCGAGCACUGGAUUCAGCCACCAAUCUUGAUCAAAGGCUUGAAAAAUAUAACAAAGCUCAAGAUAUUAUGAAGCGAUUGCACAAAACGCACCACCAAUUUAAAGUGGAAGUGCGCUUGCUGGAGGGUAAUGAGCAAGAAGUCUAUGAAAAGCGGGGGCAAAUACAUCUGCUUAGAAUUAAUCAGUUGAAAAUGGAUUUGCAGUCGAAAAAAGUAGAAGAAACGCCUUUUAGCGCAGCCCGGGAAAACUCUGUUUUUUCCUCAAACUCACCAAGUAAUGACGGAAAAGACGAAGCUCGAGCAGUGGCACGACGUGUUAAUACUAUUCAAACCUCUACAUUGGGUUCAUUAGCAAUGACAGAAAGACUUUUGAAUGAUACAGAAACAGUCGGCAUAGAUGCUGCAGCGAAGCUUCGUAGCCAGACGGAACAAAUACAGCGGGUUAACGAGAAUUUGAAUGAAUUGGAUUCGGAUGUGAAUCGUGCAAAGAAAGAGCUUACGGCGUUUAUUCGACGCAUGAUGACCGACAGAAUUAUAAUUUUAUUUUCAGUUCUUAUAUUGAUUGGUAUUAUCACCAUUGUUGUUUUGAAAGUGACAAAGAAGUAG